Messenger RNA from Onychostruthus taczanowskii (white-rumped snowfinch), 333 nucleotides. RefSeq names its product prefoldin subunit 5 (gene PFDN5). The annotation marks the transcript as partial. The record is from RefSeq and is a predicted model, not a curated record. Gene Ontology annotation, biological process: protein folding; regulation of DNA-templated transcription. The transcript has 4 exons. Gene Ontology annotation, cellular component: prefoldin complex; cytoplasm. NCBI's taxonomy places the organism in Eukaryota, Metazoa, Chordata, Aves, Passeriformes, Passeridae.
GGCGGCGGGCGCGGCCCCGGCUGAGGGCGGGCGGUCCAAGAUGGCGCAGGCCGUGAGCGUGGGGGAGCUGGGGCUGCCCCAGCUGGAGCUGCUCAAGGGGCAGCUGGAGCAGGAGGUGGAGUUCCUGUCCUCGUCCCUGGCGCAGCUCAAGGUGGUGCAGACCAAGUUCGUGGAGGCCAAGGAGUGCCUGAACGUGCUGCACAAGGGCAACGAGGGGAAGGAUCUCCUGGUGCCCCUCACCAGCUCCAUGUACGUGCCAGGCAAGCUGCAGGACGUCAGGACGGUCCUGGUGGACGUUGGCACUGGCUACUACGUGGAGAAGGUGGGCAGGGG